This is a messenger RNA of Danio aesculapii, 2380 nucleotides long. It is a transcript of the gene nppcl2, whose product is annotated as natriuretic peptide C-like 2. Bases 556 to 921 code for a protein of 121 amino acids. Gene Ontology annotation, cellular component: extracellular region. Gene Ontology annotation, biological process: receptor guanylyl cyclase signaling pathway; cGMP biosynthetic process. The record is from RefSeq and is a predicted model, not a curated record. Lineage: Eukaryota; Metazoa; Chordata; Actinopteri; Cypriniformes; Danionidae. Gene Ontology annotation, molecular function: hormone receptor binding; hormone activity. The transcript has 3 exons.
GUAUGUAUGUAUGUGUGUGUGUGGGUGUACAGAGGCUGAAGUCGUGACCCGUGGUCAUUGCCAGGGAAACUCUUCUCUGACGUGGAACUAUUGUGUCUCACUCUCACAGGAGGAAAUAGUUCCUGAGCACCGCCCGUUUCCAGGGGGAACUUUUAUAGGGGGCGGACCCUGAGCAGGUCAGAGGUCACAUCAGUCUGUUACUGUGAAGAAUGACGAGCUAUAAACAGGCCGGCGACUCAAUGUGGCACAAAGCGCAGAAAUGUGAGUGAAGGAGAUCACGUUUAGAGGCUUUCUGGAGAUGCAGCACUGAGAAUCCGCACUCAUGUGACGUCUGAGGGGGCGGGGCGUCGCUCACGGCGACCUGUAACUAUGUGUGACAUCACCGCGAUGCUCCUUAAAAGGCCGCGGCAGCACAGCUCACACAGAGACCCGUCCUGAAGCCUUACAGGACAGAACCGAAGCGCUAACGACACGAUAACGUCUUCAGAAGCGUUGGACUGAUAUUUAUUUUUGUAUUUGAGAAAUUGAGAAAUACUAGUUUUUUAACGAACAAAGAUGGCUGCUUCAUCAUCUCUGAACACUCUUUUUCCUGCUCUUCUCAUCUUCCUCUUCAUCAGCAUGGUUGCACAGGUGAAGGGGCGGCCGUCACCACGACGACCAGAUGCUCAGGUUCUGCAGGAUUUUUUCGGAGCGCAGAUCAGCUCUCUUCUAUCGGUUCCUGUAGAGGUCACAGAAGGCUCCGCUGAGGCCCCACCGCCCUCACAGAGCCAUCAUGGCCACCAGCCGCAGUCGCCCCGUGUGCUGCUGGACAUCCUGAGACAGAGCAGGAAGCUGCAGGGGCGCAGCAGGAAGGGCGUGGCCCGUGGGUGUUUCGGGAUGAAGGUGGACCGGAUCGGGGUCAUCAGUGGACUGGGCUGCUGACACACUCUUGUACACUCACUCAGGUGAUGGUGAUGAUGGUGUGUGUUGGUGUGUUCUUCUGUCCUGCUGAACAUUCACACAGCGCUCCUGCAAACAGCCCACAAUCCUCCUGACAGACCAUAAUACACUGUCUGAAACGGCACAACUCAGCACUGAGCAUGUUUGUCUUUAUAAGACCAUGAGCUUUCCUCAGAAGUGUGUGUGUGUGUGUGUGUGUGAGAGUAUCGUGAGUGAGUGUGGAGAACGCGAUAGUGCUUGUGUGUGUGUGAUUAUUGUGUAUUUAUUGUGUAUGUGUGUAAGUAUUAUGUUGUGUGUGUGCACAUGUCCACCCAUGUGUGUGUGAGAGAGUUGUGUAUCUAUUAUGUGUGUGUGUAUUGUGUAUCUAUUGUAUGUGUGUGAGUAUUGUGUAUCUAUUGUGUUUGUGUAUGUGUGCGAGAGAGUAUUUUGUAUAAAUUGUGUGUGUAUGUGUGUGUGAGAGAGUGUUGUGCAUCUAUUUGUGUGUCUGUUUUGCGUGCGUGUGUGAUUAUUGUGUGUGUGUGUGUGUGUGUUUGACCUCUGACUGAUUGUCCAGUCAGAUUUAUUAAUCUUAUGUGUGUGUGUGUGUGUGUGUGUGUGUGUGUGUGUGUGUGUGUAUGUGUGUGUGUGUGUGUGUUUGACCUCUGACUGAUUGUCCAGUCAGUUUUAUUAACCUUGUGUGUGUGGUGUGUGCGCACAUUUGUGUAUAUUGUGUUUUGUAAGGUGUGUGUGUGUGUCUUGUAUGUAUGUAUUGUGUGUGUGUGUGUGUGUGUGUGUGCAUGUGAGUAUUUGUGCUUGACCUUUGGCUGAUUGUCCAGUCAGUUUUAUUAAUCUCAUGUGUGUGAGUGUGUCUUGUAUGUAUGUAUUUUGUGUGUGUGUGUGUGUGUGUGUGUGUGUGUGUUUGACCUUUGACUGAUUGUCCAAUCAGUGUAUUAAUCUUGUGUGUGUGUGUGUGUGUGUGUGUGUGUGUGUGUGUUGUGUGUGUGUGUGUGCACAUACUGUGUUUUGUAAAGUGUGUGUGUGUGUCUUGUAUGUAUGUAUUUUGUGUGUGUAUGUGUGAAUAUUGUGUAUUUUGUGUGUGUGUGUUUGACCUCUGACUGAUUGUCCUGUCAGUUUUAUUAAUCUUGUGUGUGUGUGUGUGUGUGUGUGUGGUGUGUGUGCACAUUUGUGUAUAUUGUGUUUUGUAAGGUAUGUGUGUGUGUGUUUGUCUAUGUAUGUAUUGUGUGUGUGUGCAUUCUGUGUGUGUGUGCGUUUUGUGUAUUGUGUGUGUGUGUGUGUGUGUGUGUGUGUUUGACCUCUGGCUGAUUGUCCAGUCAGUGUCUCUUCAUCUGGUUUGUCGUGUCUGACGUGACAGAUCUUCUGUCCAGAUUUGAUCAUGAGUGUGAACAUGGUUCUCAGCGUCUGUAACUCCAGGUUAAACAUGUUUGUGUGUCAAUAAAUGUUA